AUAACCGAGAUAAAAAAUUACAAUAAACCACUUUCAAGGUAGACUCGAAUCUGGAAUUUUUGAUAUUAUAUCGUUUUCUAUCAUCAGAUUUUAAUUUAAUUAAAAACUACAAAAUCUCGCUCUUUAAUCGAUUGCCAUGAAAUUCUGCGGACCUAAACUGUCCCUGUGCGGGAUCAUUAUCAGCAUUUGGGGAAUAAUUCAAUUGGUAUUGAUGGGUUUCUUCUAUUACAUCCGUAGUGUAGCACUCAUUGAAKACUUGAACAUCCCUGAAGAACACAAGUUUGUGAAUCCACAAGAUUUUUAUAGUACCGCUGACAAAAUGUAUUCUCUGGUAAGGGGUAACCAUGUUACUUAUUUAAUAGCGCAAAUAUCAAARUAUUUAAAAUMACGCAAAAUCUAAAAUGAUUCCUAGGUA
Molecule: messenger RNA, 415 nt
Organism: Diuraphis noxia (Russian wheat aphid)
Lineage: Eukaryota; Metazoa; Arthropoda; Insecta; Hemiptera; Aphididae
Gene: RNASEK
Product: Ribonuclease kappa
Biological process (GO): nucleic acid metabolic process
Molecular function (GO): RNA endonuclease activity
Source: RefSeq, a predicted model, not a curated record